AUGUUCAGAUCAUCACCAUUUCAUUCCAGAAACUCUUCAGACACAACUAAUACUAAAAGGGCUAAUCGUCCAAGAACAUCAUCAACACCGCCACCAGUGUCACCACUAUCACCAACCGCACGUCGACCAUUAAUGCUGCAUCAUUAUUCAUUCUCACUAUCUAGUAGUCCAUCAACACCAAAACAAAUGUCAUCACCAUUUCUAGAAUAUCCACCACCAUCCCCGAAUGCAACAUCCACAACACCAAUGACAACAAUACAGAAAUACACAUUUGAAGAACCUGACUUAUCAACCUUACCAGUUAUUGGAAUUGAUUAUAAGAAAGCAUCAUCAAAACCAAUAUACGAAGGUGCAAAUGGUAUACUUUUAAAGGGAACCGAUUCAUCAUUAGUUAAAUUCUUUAUAUUAAAACGAAUUAAAAAACAUCAAGAAGAUCAAACUGAAUCACAAUAUAAACAUGCUGUUUAUCGAGAACUUAAUAAUGUUAAAAAUUGUCAUCAUAAAAAUAUAAUCCCGGUGAUUUCAUUAGCUACAAUACCUGAUUCCCUGGAAUUAGUGAUGAUAUUACCAUAUUAUGAAAAGGGGGAUUUAUUAGAUUACUUGUCAACAUUAAGAAGAUUUAAAAUUGAAUUAUCAUCAAAUAUGAAAGAUGCAAUAUUUAAACAAAUAUUAAAUGGAGUUAAAUAUCUUCAUUCAAAACAAAUUGUUCAUCGUGAUUUAAAACCAGAGAAUUUCUUAAUUGAUUCAGAUGGAAUUAUAAAAAUAAGUGAUUUUGGUUAUAGUAUUCAUAUUGGUGAUGAUGAUAAUCAAUAUAAACAAGAUUUAUUGGCACUGCCACGAGAAUUUUAUUGUGGAACUCCAAGUUUUAAAGCUCCUGAAUUAUUUCAAAUUGAACAGGAUAUAAAAGAAAACACAUUCGAUUUCUCCCAAUUCUUAGAUUCAACAACUUGUAUUGAUUAUUUCAAACAAGUUGAUUAUUGGGCAUUAGGGAUUGUAUAUUUUCAAAUCUAUCUUAUGAAAUCACCUUGGAAAGAUGCAAAUUUAUUAAACCCUUUGAAUAUUCCUUUUAUUCAAUAUACAAAUCAUUAUCCAAAUAUUCCUGGGAAAGUAGACGCUUAUAUUAUUGAAUUAAACAAAAAGGAAGAUAAUUUUAAAGUAAAUAAUCCAGCAAUGAGUUUAUUUAAAAGUUUACAUUAUGAUUCAAGAAGAGCCAUUUUAGGAUUAUUAAAUCCUAAGCCAGAAGCAAGAUUAACUCCCCUGGAAUUAUUGAAUACAAAAUGGUUAAUGGAAGUUUAUGCUAAUCCAAAAGAAUUAGUGAAAUUAUUACAAAAGAAGUAA
Molecule: messenger RNA, 1338 nt
Organism: Hemisphaericaspora subhashii
Lineage: Eukaryota; Fungi; Ascomycota; Pichiomycetes; Serinales; Debaryomycetaceae
Exons: 1
Coding region: 1-1338 (445 amino acids)
Biological process (GO): protein phosphorylation; mitotic DNA damage checkpoint signaling
Cellular component (GO): cytoplasm; nucleus
Molecular function (GO): protein serine/threonine kinase activity; ATP binding
Source: RefSeq, a predicted model, not a curated record